CCUCAGACGCUCCAUAGUUGUGUCCUUCAAGUGACAGCGGCAGCAUGGCGAAUGCUGGAAGCAGGGUAUCUGUUGAAGGCGAAACUAUGCGAUACACUGAAUACAAUUCUCAAUCUCAAAUCAGGAGCGAAACAGAAAUCGACAAAAGACUUGUAAGUAUAUACGUUCUUUUGUUGUUUGAUUUUUUGGUGGAUAACAAGCUCUGGUUAUUACACAAGCCUGCAGCUAAGCUAGCUAGCUAAUGCCAGAACCUUCUAUUGACUAGCAAUUAGCUGGUGGAUAGCUACAGUACUAGCAACAGAGAGCAAAUGUUGGUUCCCCAUCACAGACAACAAUGUGAUCAAGGUUGUGCAUUCACGGUGAUGAAUCUAGCAAUCGCCAGUAAGUUGAAUGUCAUGUAACAUACUGUGAUUUAAUCAGCCGGCUGAGUGACUCAGGCUUGCAAAGAAAACAGCGUUAUUUUUUUUUUCCGUUGUUGUUGUUGACCGAUGGGAAAAGUACCCAAUUGUCAUACAUGAGUAAAAGUCAAGAUACCUUAAUAGAAAAUGACUCAAGUAAAAUUGAAAGUCACCCGGUAAAAUUCUACUUGAGGAAAAGUAUUUGGUUUUAAAUAUACUUAAGUAUAUUUUAGCAAUUACAUUUACUUUUGAUACUUAAGUAUCAAAAGUAAAAGUAUAAAUCAUUUCAAAUUCCUUAUAUUAAGCAAACCAGACGGAACCAUUUUUCUUUUUUAAAAUUGUAUUUACGGAUAGCCAGGGGCACACUCCCAACAGCAACACUCAGACAUAAUUAACAAACGAAGCAUGUGUGUUUAGUUUGUCCGCCAGAUCAGAGGCAGUAGGGAUGACCAGGAUGUUCUCUUGAGAAGUGCGUGAAUUGAACCAUUUUCCAGUCCUGCUAAGCAUUUAAAAAAAUUGUAACGAAUACUUUUGGGUAUCAGGCAAAAUGUAUGGAGUAAAAAGUACAUGAUUUUCUUUAGGAAUGUAGUGAAGUAAAAGUUGUCAGAAAUAUAAAUAGUAAAGUACAGAUACCCUAAAAAAACUACUUAAGUAGAACUUUAAAUUAUAUUCACUGAAGUAUUUUACACCACUGUUGUUGACUGAUGGAUUGUUGUAUUGAUAUUGUUCUGUAUAUUCAGGGUGGUACUCUGAUAGCGGUUGGCCUUGGUGUUGCUGCUGCAGGCUUUGCAGGUAAGAAAUAGCAAACAUAUAAUAUGCACACUCACACACCUUGCUACAGUUUGUACGCCAGAUAAUGUGAUAUAACCAAAGAUUUUUGGUGUUCAUUACAAGUUUGCCCAUACAAACCGCUGCCAUAAAUUCUUUAACUUACCUUGUAUUGGCGAUACUCACUUCGUUCUCGAUUCUGGAAAACAGUUUUCUUAUAAAUGUGACAGAUUGGGUCUUAUGUAGCAAAAUUUGAAAGUGUUUUUUUACAUUGGAUAAAAGAGCUAGAAAAUGGUAUAUCAUACACUACAGUUGAGGAACAAUGGGAAAGUAAUUCUGCUUUGAAAGUUAAACUUGUAACCACACUUUUGAGAAAAUGGCCUUUGAAUGUUUUGGUACACCUACUGGAGAGCUUUUCUUUGUCUACACACAUUCAUCAACGUUCACACCCUCUUAAGCCUUAGCUCCACCCAUCUCUUUAAGGAUUCACAUGUGCUAAACAGAGUGAGUAAGGUAGUGUACUAAACGACCAAAGAUUUCAAGUCUAAAGGCUGGUUUAUACUACGUCUAGCGACAUGUCUGCAGACAGUUGUCGCAGUGACAUCAUGAACAUUCUAUUGUCAUCCGACAUCAAACUUGUCGUUGUCGUUAUCAAAAAGACAGGCUGCAUGACAUCAGCAGCCUGGUGGUCCAAAAUAGCAUAACUUCUGUAUUUUAACACUAAUAAACCCAUCUGUUUAAAAAUGAAUUUAGUAUAUGUCAAUCUAGCAAACCAGGCAACUAAAGGCAACUUUGUAAAACAAAAAAAUGGUUCAUUUCUAGCUUGUUAGCUAACGUUAAGUUGGCUGGUUAGCCAGUUCAAAUAAUGACCAUAUCAUAGCUGACAACGUCUUAACUUUAGCUUAUUUACAAGUUAAUGCCAAGCUAAUUGCAGAAAUAGCUUACGGUUGUGAGUGUGACGAAAUAAAAGCAGGGCAUUCUACCAGAGAAUUUUAGAACUUGGACACUGUCUCGUUGGCCGAACAUUACGUUCUCCCGAGUGGUGCAGUGGUCUAAGGCACUGCAUCGCAGUGCUAGCUGUACCACUAGAGAUCCUGGUUCGAAUCCAGGCUCUGUCGUAGCCGGCCGCGCCCGGGAGACCCAUGGGGCGGCGCACAAUUGGCCCAGCGUCGUCCAGGGUAGGGGAGGGAAUGGCUGGCAGGGAUGUAGGGUUGUGGGUUCGAUUCCCACGGGGGGCCAGUAUGAAAAAAAAUAAAAUAAUAAUAAUGUAAGUCGCUCUGGAUAAGAGCGUCUGCUAAAUGACAAAAAUUUAAUUACAUCCUAAUUUGACUUUGAUGCAGGUCAUGUUGUUCUUCACAUUACCGUCUCUGGUAAACACACACUAUAUCAAAUAAAAUCAAUGUUUAUUUGUCACAUGCACAGGAUACAGAAGGUGUAAACGGUACAGUGAAAUGGUUACUUGCAUAGUGGAGUCUUUUGUUUAGACAUGUAGCUAGCAAGCUAAACAAUUAACCAUAAUCCCAACUCAUAACAUUACUACCAUGCAUGAAUAUAUAGAUUGCAGGUAGCUAAAGCUAACCAACUAGGUUCAAUGUUAGCUAGCUAACAUUAGGCUACAAUUAACCAUAAUCCCAACUCAUAACAUUACUACCAUGCAUGAAUCUGCAGGUAGCUAAAGCUAACCAACUAGGUUCAAUGUUAGCUAGCUAACAUUAGGCUAUAACUAGCAAUGCUUUUUGAGAUCAAAAUAAUAUUACUACACAGAUCAUACACGUGAAGUUAGCUAGCGAGCCAGCCAGCUAACGUUAGCUAGCUAGCUAACAGUACACUUUAACUUGCAAUGAAAAUGACUUUCUGACAAAAUUAGAUAUGUAUAAUCUCCGAAAAUGUAGCUAGCUAGAAUCUCUUACCCGUAUACAUGGAUGAACGCUUCUCCCUCUCUGUUACAGAUGCCAUGGUUGCGGUUAGUUUGAAGAUGUAAUCUGGAGACAGGUGUUUUAUACAACAGCCUUCUGUGUGUUCUUUUUUCGACUCCCUCCGCAUAUUUGCAAUCAAACGGCAGAAUUUUCUUCAUCUCCUUAGCUAUCAUACUCUGCUAUCAUACUCCGGGCAUUCCACUGAUUUUAAAACUUGGUCAACUUCUUCCUUGACAACACUUGAUCGCCGUUUCAGAAGACUGUCUGGUUCAAUGAAAAAUGUUUUUACCUAAAUCAGGGAUUUCCUCAUCGUCUGAUUCAUUUUCAGAGUCAGAGAGAGUCAGCAUGGCACGAUUGUCCUCCAGAAAGUGGAGAGCAUUAGCAACACUUUUGCAGUUUUUCGUGACAUCUUUCAAAAAAGCCGCGUUAGAAAGGCUUACCUACACAUACUGAGCAGCUCAUGUUAUAGACAGUAGCAUGCUACAUGGCAGACCAAUCCGAACUCCUCUCUCGGCAUGUCCAGCCCAUCCAUUUUCUCAGCCAAUCAUGGCUAGCGGGAAGGUUCCUGUCUUUUUCACUGGCUAAACCAACCAGACUCACAAUUGAAAUGUUUUAUUCGUAUGUACAGAUGGCAUGCAAGUUUGUUAUUAAGGCUCAUGAAAGUUAACAUGUUCCAGUUUAUUUUGAUCAAAAAUAAAUGCUUAUGUUCAAAUGCCUCUCCUGUGAAGUAGUGACGUGCGACCAACGCCUAGUUCCCUGAAACAAGUCACAAAUGUCAGUGUACAAUUGCAGGUGAUAAAUCCAUGUUUUGUACCGCAAGAGGCCGUUCCUCACCAUCUUAGCUGCCACACAUCUAGCAUUUCCCAGCAUUUUGCAGGAACUAAUCAUUUUUAUGCAACGCUACACACAUGCAAGAAGCAUAUCUCACUCAAAACAUGGAUUUACUAUCUUUCUGAGUUUUCUCUGGUGUUUGUAGAACCACCUGCAACUGUACACUGACACGUAUAAGAUACGUUUUCCAGAAUCGAGAACGAAGAGUGUAUCGCCAAUACCAGGUUAGUUGUCGAAUUUAUGGCAGCGGUUUGUAUGGACAAACCUGUAACGUCCAGUAAUAGACACCAAAAAUCUUUGGUUAUCACAUUAUCUGGCGUACAAUCUGUAGCAAUCACACACCCAGGUUAUUUGGUUAUUCAGGAAGUUAGAUGUCUUACAAAACAGUAUAUUAUGAUCUUCCAGUCAUUCUGUAUAGUGAUAAAGUGCCGUUAUCGGGUUAUCUUGCAGAGCGCAGCAGUGAAUAGGCACUAUGCCAUUAUCAGCAUUGGUACAAGAGUGUCAGUCAGCACAGCCGUAUUGUAUCAUGGUUAAUAGUAAGGCAGUGUGUGGUCUGCCAGUUGCCACAGGGUUCGAGUGAUGUGAGGUCAUUAGUUGUUGUGGCGGCUUUGAGGAACAGCACAGUCUAAUUAUCCUCUCUAUGUACAUGGAAAGGCCAGCAGCAGGCCAGCCGUGCACGUGCGUGUGUGCGGUCCCUCCACGGUUGAAGGACUUUCAGCUUUGUAGUUUUAGGAAAACAGAACUUCCUGGAGGUGGAGUAGUGGAUUUACUCCGCCCACUCAGAACAUGUCAGUCAUCAGGUUAUAAAUAAUGCCCUGAUUACUCCCUGAGCUUAGCAGCGUGGCUCUCAUACGUGACUGAGUGGUUUAGUGUUUUUCUCUUGGAAAGCAGCUCCUCCAGAGAUGUUUUCUGCUGUGUGUGUCUGUGUGUGUGUGUGGAGUAUAUAAACAGAAAAUGUUUGGCAGGGUGUAGAUGCUGACUGGCUGUAUGUGGGUUUGGAGAGUGACCACAGCUUAUGACAGUUUACCAACACAAACACUGACCCAGUACACACCGAUAACACACACACUCCGAUACAUAUUAGACAGGACAAGAACAUAGAACUGUGGUGACCAGUGAAAAGGGGUCUGUGUGUGUAGGACAAAUAUGUACUGUGUUUAUGUUUCAGGUCGUUAUGCCUUCCAGUUGUGGAAGCCUCUAGGACAGGUCCUGUCACAGACUGCUAAGAAGAUGCCCACCUCAGUAAGUAAGCGACUAACUUGGUUAUGUGGUGAACCACACGUCUAGGACGGUACCGCAAUCCUAAGAGGAGAUGAAAACAUAUCUAACCAUGUAGACCUAUAUGUUUUUUGGGGCAACUUCUAAUGAACUCCUACUAAUUGUUUGCAUGUCUUGGUACACUGUAUUCUAAAACUAUGCAUGAUCAACGAUGACACCCACUGGUUUUGCAGAAAACUCUCCCACCACCCUACGGACGCACAUUUGCAAAUCUGGGGAUUUCAUGUAUUGCCCCAUCAGAUAGUCACCAAUCACCAAUGUUUGGUUGCAUGUUUGUGGUGUAGUAUUUAUUCCACUGACUGUCUGUAGGGUGGUUAGUGGGUGGACUGAAUCAUGGUCUUCAGUUUCCCCCUACUGCACCUGAGUUAUUGCUCCACAGACCAAAGGCUCCACAUCAGGUUCCCAGACAGGGUGAUGCACCCACUGCCCUCUCUCACCUCCCCCUGACCCUGGCGUGUUUUGUGUAGCCAUGUUCAGUUGGAGGACAGGAAGGGGUCAGAAAGGGCAGAUGCAUAGCUGCACUUCUUGAUGACUCACUUUGUGUGUGUGUGUGUGUGUGAGAGAGAAACAGUCAUUCCUUCUAGUGUGUGUGUAUGAUUAAAGCAGUGCGUGACGUGAGAUGGAUAAGUGAUCAGAUCUCACACUGUGUGUGUGUAUGUCUGGCAGUUUCUCCCAGUGUGUACUGUGUGACAAUGAGGCAGUGCGUGACCGAAGGGAGUUAUUGAACCCUAUGUACCACAGAAUGCACUUCCACCCUUCUUACUCUAAGUAUUUACACUGAGUAAAAAAGGAUACCUUUCUAGUGGGUGAGUUGAAUGAUUUCUAGGUGUGUGUGUACUUUCAGUACUAAUAUCUCUCCUCUCUCUCCAGGCCUUCUCAUCCCACUACUAUAAAGGAGGGUUUGACCAGAAGAUGACUAAAAGAGAAGCUAGCCUCAUCCUUGGUAUCAGGUAAGACUGGCGAAAGUGUGUGUGUGUCAUGCUUGCCUGUUUGUGAAGGUGUGUGCGCACAUGUUUCUAUUUCAGUCUGCGUUUGAUUUCUCUGGGUCUUUGAUGGGUUUAUAUUAGUCAUCUCUCUUCCUGGUUUAGUUUAAUUUCACACUGUCAAUCACAUUAGGGAGAGAACAGAACACCUCUGAAUAGUUUAGUGGUCAGAAGAACUGGAUGUUCUUACUGCAACUUGUGAAUAUGUGAUUUGACCACUAGAUGGUGGUGUAAUCCUGCUCUAAAUAUGUGUUGUCUGUGUGUAGCCAUAUGUAGUACAUUCUUCUAACCCCAAUCCUGUAUCUCUCUCCCCCUGUAGCCCGACCAGCACCAAGUCCAAGGUGAGAGAUGCCCACCGGAGGAUCAUGGUCCUCAACCACCCAGAUAAAGGUCAGUUGACAGUUUAAUCCAUAUUUACUGGACAUGCGAAAGGACUGAUUGGAGACGACUGAAUUAAUUAUACAGUGAUAAUCUCCUAUUACUGGUUCACGUGUGAACAGCAUAUCACCUGUCUUUAUUGAACCCAUAUACAAGGUGUUUUUCCCCAGCGUCAGGCUUGUGCACUCGGCCCCUCUCUCCUCUAUCAAGGUUAAUGGCCUCCCUCAGUCUCCCUCUCCUGAGAGGUGUACACACACACACACAUACAAAGUCACGCACAUACACAGCAGUUAGUUUUACACACUUGUCCACACGGUGUUUUUCCCUCUCCUGAGAGGAACACACACACACAGCGGGUAGUUUUACUCUGUGUGAAAUGAGAAAUGGCCUGUGGGAUUCCUCUCUGACUGGGCGAUAAGAGCUGAGGUGACAGAGCGAGGGAGGAGUUAGAGAGAAAGCGGAAGAUGGGGACAAAUAAUAAAUAGGGGGAUGAAAUAUGGGGCUAUAAGCUCUGUAGGGUCACCUGUAGUCACAUCCAUCAAUACUGUCAUCCUUGGAUAUGGAUUUUUGUGUUCUGUUUCAGAAGGAGGUAGCACAGUUUAAAUUAUAGUUAAUUUGCAUGUGUUUGGUUACUGGGACAUCGAUAGAGGAGAGAGGGUAAUAACCCACAGAUGGUCUGUCAGUCAGCUGGGUCUGGGCAGGAAAGAGUUGACUGAUUCCUGGUCAGAGUAAUGUGUUGGAAUGAUUUGGCUAAUUACCUCUCAUUAGUUCCUGUCUGUGAGCCAAUAAGGUUCAGUGAGCAAGAUGACGAGAUUUCAGGAAGUGAUUCGACAGACUGCUCUCUAUUUCUGCCUCUCUAGGCCCUCUAGCCCUGUUUUUAGUAUCUUUCUUUCCUUGUGAGUGCUGAAGGCCGUACCGGGCCGGCUCUGUGUGUCGGUGACUGAUUAGCAGACUAGUUGAGGCCUUCAUCAGGCCCUGCUCUCUGUCACUGCAAACACUCCCUAACAGUCUCAUUUAUUACCCUAAACACACACACACACAGUACUGCUUCUGCUGACACACUACACACCACCUAGAGAGGGCAGUAUACACACAUGGCUACUAAGGAAGUGUUGUGCACACACACACACCUGUGCCCUUCAGGCUGUCUUGGUAGUGUACUACUACUCCCAGGAUGCUGUACUCAUUGACCCUGUGAGCUGAGCAGACCACUCUGCCUCAGGACACACACACCUCUAUCAUGUGUUUUCAGAGCAGUGUGGUGAAGGGUAAGAGACGAGGAGAGGAAGUCACUUUAGACUAUUAGGAUGCAACCCAACCUCAGUUUGUGCUAGCUCAGCAUACACCUAUUCCCUGUGCUCUAUAGUGAUUAGUGUUCCACCGUGUGUUAAUGCACAGUGCCGGCAGGCCAAACAGCUAUAGAAGGUGAUUGGAUGUGACUGAGACGGGUAAUGACUGAGCCUACUGUAGUCCUCUACACCUGACCUCUACAUAGACUGGUUGUGUCAGUCAGUAGAUGUCACUGAGGGGGUUUUGAGAGGGCAUUGGGUUGGUGUGACUGAAUGUCUGGGAAACAGCUUGCAUGUCAUGUGUAGACUGCGUUAUAUUGUUCUCACCUGGAAUAGAUAGAGGGGUGUGAGGGAUGGAGGGGGGGGGGUGAAACAGACCGGUAUUGAUGAGAAGCGGAUGUGUAUUCUCUCUCCAGGUGGAUCUCCAUACAUGGCCGCCAAGAUCAAUGAGGCUAAGGACAUACUGGAUAAAGACCAACGCCGCUAAUAAAAACUACAGCCCCCAUCACCCAUCUGACCUCCUGGACUACAGUAUACUACAGAUCUAUUUAUUCUAGCCCUAACACAUUACCAUCCCCAGAAGCAGUGCUACUGCACCAAUGGACUAUUCCGAAUCCUCGUUCAGGAAAGGUUAUCUUUCAAGUUGAAGGUCACCUGUAGUUAUAGCUUUAUAAAAGUCAACAUGUCUACUGUACAGUCUGUUGUAAAUACACUAUACCAUAAGAUACAAGAUAAUAAUAUUCCAUAGAAUAACUAAUUAAAACAUAUACAGUGGGGGAAAAAAGUAUUUAGUCAGCCACCAAUUGUGCAAGUUCUCCCACUUAAAAAGAUGAGA
Coregonus sp. 'balchen' is the source of this 8676-nucleotide messenger RNA. NCBI's taxonomy places the organism in Eukaryota, Metazoa, Chordata, Actinopteri, Salmoniformes, Salmonidae. The record is from the annotation of a GenBank genome assembly.